Messenger RNA from Salvelinus fontinalis (brook trout), 1002 nucleotides. RefSeq lists its product as uncharacterized. The coding region runs from base 1 to 1002 and encodes 333 amino acids. NCBI's taxonomy places the organism in Eukaryota, Metazoa, Chordata, Actinopteri, Salmoniformes, Salmonidae. The transcript is spliced from 2 exons. The record is from RefSeq and is a predicted model, not a curated record.
AUGGAAAGCUACAAGUUCUCCCUGGGUUACAUUCCUCCUGAACUACUACCACCCAGCUACAAGUUCUCCCUGGGUUACAUUCCUCCUGAAAUACUACCACCCAGCUACAAGUUCUCCCUGGGUUACAUUCCUCCUGAACUACUACCACCCAGCUACAAGUUCUCCCUGGGUUACAAUCCUCCUGAACUACUACCACCCAGCUACAAGUUCUCCCUGGGUUACAUUCCUCCUGAACUACUACCACCCAGCUACAAGUUCUCCCUGGGUUACAUUCCUCCUGAACUACUACCACCCAGCUACAAGUUCUCCCUGGGUUACAUUCCUCCUGAACUACUACCACCCAGCUACAAGUUCUCCCUGGGUUACAUUCCUCCUGAACUACUACCACCCAGCUACAAGUUCUCCCUGGGUUACAAUCCUCCUGAACUACUACCACCCAGCUACAAGUUCUCCCUGGGUUACAUUCCUCCUGAACUACUACCACCCAGCUACGAGUUCUCCCUGGGUUACAUUCCUCCUGAACUACUACCACCCAGCUACGAGUUCUCCCUGGGUUACAUUCCUCCUGAACUACUACCACCCAGCUACAAGUUCUCCCUGGGUUACAUUCCUCCUGAACUACUACCACCCAGCUACAAGUUCUCCCUGGGUUACAUUCCUCCUGAACUGCUACCACCCAGCUACAAGUUCUCCCUGGGUUACAUUCCUCCUGAACUACUACCACCCAGCUACAAGUUCUCCCUGGGUUACAUUCCUCCUGAACUACUACCACCCAGCUACAAGUUCUCCCUGGGUUACAUUCCACCUGAACUACUACCACCCAGCUACAAGUUCUCCCUGGGUUACAUUCCUCCCGAACUACUACCACCCAGCUACAAGUUCUCCCUGGGUUACAUUCCUCCUGAACUACUACCACCCAGCUACAAGUUCUCCCUGGGUUACAUUCCUCCUGAACUACUACCACCCAGCUACAAGUUCUCCCUGGGGAUACAUUCCACCUGA